Kwoniella mangroviensis CBS 8507 is the source of this 1092-nucleotide messenger RNA. RefSeq lists its product as uncharacterized. Gene Ontology annotation, biological process: glutathione biosynthetic process. NCBI's taxonomy places the organism in Eukaryota, Fungi, Basidiomycota, Tremellomycetes, Tremellales, Cryptococcaceae. Gene Ontology annotation, cellular component: glutamate-cysteine ligase complex. The record is from RefSeq and is a predicted model, not a curated record. The transcript has 4 exons. The coding region runs from base 1 to 1092 and encodes 363 amino acids. Gene Ontology annotation, molecular function: glutamate-cysteine ligase catalytic subunit binding; enzyme regulator activity.
AUGUUCUCUCCAUCAGCCUCAUCAUCCCUUUACUUGUUCACCACAUCUCAGACACCCCUACCACCCCGUUAUCCUCAUCCAUCCAAACCGAAAUUGGUCCUUCCAUCUCUGGUUCAUCGUACAUUACACAACUCUCUAGAUGGGGAUGCACCAUCCCUAUCGUUCGAUCAAGGGAAUGGGAAGGGGACAGUGAUCAUACCUCAUCCAGAUGGGUUGGUCAAACAUGAUCUUCCCUCAUCCAACAAUUCAACCUCACAAUCGCAAUCGCACAACCCGAGCCCUAAUGGGAAUGAGAUUCCAGAGAAUGGGUUAUCAGACGAAUCAUCGAAAUAUCUGGUAGAUUCUGAACUCACUGUGAAAUUACACUUGGUAUCUCGUUCUUCACCUUCAAAAUACCUCGAAAGAGUCAAAGAGUCUUUGGGGAUAUUAGAGAAGUACAAAGGGCUGAGUAAAGAAAAGGUCGAUACGCUCUUGAUUGGAUUUAAAGGUGUGGAUUAUAAAGGCAAGAGAACGGAAACCGACUCAGACUUGACAUCACUAGCGGACGGGGACGGGGAAUAUACGAUUGAGAAACAGUUGGAAAGCACAAUACUGGAUGCUUGGAAAGAGAUGUUUGAAGAAAAAGGAUUGGUAGGGGAACAAACGAAAUUGGGUAGUUUGUAUUCCCCUUUAAACCUUUUGAAACAGUUGGUAUCUUCCUCUCAAGGGAAAGGGAAUGUAAAGGGGAUUAAGGUGAAUGCGCUGGAUACGCCAGACUGUCAUCAUUUGCCUAAAGAAUAUACGGGUUACGCGAGAGGGGAAGGAGUAGAGUUGUGGGCUGGAGGAGGAGGAGAAGGUUCAGAUCCAUUGCCUUCGCCUCAUCUUCAUAAUCUCCUACAAGAGUUCUCAAGUAAACUGUCGAGUCUGACCGGAGGUACGAUUGAUAGCAGCCUCUUAGGGAAGUUGAUAGGAGUUGAUGGAGAUGGGCUGAAAUUUGAGGAGAAGCGAGGUGCAGUGGAUGUGAGAUGGGUAUUGAGUUACACGCUCGUAUCGAAAACUAGAAAUGUCGUGAAAGAUAAAGGGUACAUCGUGGCUGCCGAUCUCUAUCCAUGA